GAGAGUGAGAGAGAGAGAGAGAGAGAGAGAGAGAGACCAAAAACCCACCAAGCCUCCCCGCUGCGAGCUUUCUUGGCUACUGACGUGUGCGCACGACUCUCGUGGCAGGAUGAGUUCGUGCAGCAGUCGUGCGUUGACCAUCCUGUCCACUGUGUUUGGAGCCUGCGGGCUGCUGUUGGUGGGAGUGGCCGUGUCCACAGACUACUGGCUGAUCAUGGUGGAGGGCAUCAUCCUGCAGCAGAACCAGAGCAUGGAGGUGAAGAUGGCGCUGCAUUCAGGCCUCUGGAGAGUUUGCUUCGUGGCUGGAUCAGAAAACGGGAGAUGUGUUGCGUCAGAGUACUUCACUGAACCCGACAUAGAGAUCACCACUGAAAACACUGCAAAUAUCCUCAAGAUGGUGCGGACAGCAACACCCUUCCCGAUGGUGUCGCUGCUCUUUGUCUUCACGGCCUUCGUCAUCAGUAACAUCGGGCACAUCCGGCCUCAGCGCACCAUCCUGGCUUUUGUGUCCGGCAUCUUCUUCAUCCUCUCAGGCCUCAGUCUGGUGGUGGGCCUGGUGCUCUACAUCUCCAGUAUUAAUGACGAGGUGAUGAACCGGCCGAGGGAACCCGAGCAGUUCUUCAACUAUCACUACGGCUGGUCCUUCGCCUUCGCUGCCUCUUCCUUCUUGCUCAAAGAGGGGGCUGGGGUGAUGUCAGUCUAUCUGUUUAUGAAGCGCUAUGCCGAGGAAGAGAUGUACCGCCCCCAUCCUGCACUCUACCGCCCCCGCCUGUCCGACAGCAGCGACUACAGCGGCCAGUUCCUUCACCCAGAAUCCUCCUGGCCUCCACCGAAGCGAGGCCGCAGCACCUCCGAAGCCUCCAGUGACAUCUCCAUCCAGCUCAACCAGGCACCCCCAGCGCCACCCAAAAGCAAGCUCCAAACAUGUGGCCAGGGCAGCCCGCCUUCUGGAUCCUCCUCUGCAGGGAGCUACCACAUGCCCCCUCAGUCUGCUGGAUACCCGUCCAUGCACACCCUGAUCCGGUCACACUCCUCACAUCCCCAAGGCCAGGACCUUCCCGUCGCUGUGCCUCCAUCACCUGUACCUCCCCCACAUUAUCACACACACAUGCACAUGAGCGCCUCACCCUGUUAGGAAGAGGGAGCAUUGAGGAAGGAAGGAGAAGCACUGUGACUCCUCAUAAUCACAAAUACACUACGUUUAGAUGACAGAUGAGAGUAAAUUCUGAGCUGGGAGCACAAAUCAUGUGAGAUGAACCGGAGGGAGAGGCGAUCACUCAUUAAAAAAACUGUAGCGUGUGGAACAAUACAAACCAAGGACAAAGGAGGGUCUGGAGACAGAUUAAGAGACUGUGACAAAGAGGGAAGAAUAAAAAUAGGAGAAGACUGGAAAUGAAACAGAGAAAUUCAGUUUGUCAUUGUGGAAAAAGGGAGGAAAAUGUUUCCUGGAAAGACUUUAGAGGUUAGGUUGAGUGACAGAGGAGAUAUAGGGGAGGGAGAGUGAGGAAGAGAGAGCGAGGGGCUGCGGUAUAAUACGAAGAUACUGCAGUGCUGCAGGAAAUUUGUAUGCACUUGGAAAUGUACAAUGCAAAACACUGAUCAUAAAGACUGAGGAUGUACAGUUUUAUACAUACAUAAUACAUACUUCUUCUUCUUCUUUUUUUUUUUUACCAAAAGGUAAAUGUGGUAAAAUAUAUUCUUGUCUUCUUUCAAUUUCAUACAUCAUCAAUCCAGUUUCAUAACUCACAAUGUGAAAGUAGUUUUAUUAAUAUUAUUAUGAAAAAAACAUUAGUUAAUGAUAGAGCAAUUCUGAAAUGAGAACACUGUUUGUGAAUGUUGUUAACCUAUGUAAAAAAGAACAGGCAGAAGUGGCUGAUGUUCUGAAAUAUCAUAAGGAGAAAUCAACUUCUUGUUUUACAUAUUUGUUUAAGAUACAAAUUUCUAACUUCUUUUACACAAAAUUGCACACGAGGACUUCUGUACAGCAGUUGUAAAUUAUGAAUGAAGCUUUGGCACAAAUCACAAAAAAAAAGUCAAGAAAAUGUCUGACUCAUUCUAAGACUGCAACGGGCCUACCACAAGCAACAACACGCCCUCUGGAUGCAGCGCGCACUGGUUUGAAGAAGGAGGAACCACCCGAUGCUGAUGCAGAGGUCUGAUGCCCUCUACUGGCCACUGUUCUGCACUGACCCUGGACCAGCCCCUUCCACACCCCUCUGGACUCAGUUCACUGCUUUUUCAUGCCCUCUUGGUUCCUCACUGACCUGCACUGUGUGUCAGUGGAUGGUGCAGCACAGAUGAGUUGAAGCAGUUGUCCAUCCAGAGGCGGAGUUAUGGUGAAUGUCACGGAGCAGCUAAACAUGUGAUUAUGCACCGGAUGGAAAUGAAUGCUUAUAUGCUUUAAUAUAGACUGAUUAGGAGUAUUUUUGUUAAAGCUUCAGUGCUGUUUAUACACACAUAUAUCUGAAAAAGUCAUGUGAUGAAAGUAUUUCUUACAUUUGCACCUACUGCAGGACAAUACAGCUGAAAUGCAGGUCCUUUGGUUUGGCCAUUGCACAAAUUAGAGACCACAGCGCAACAAAUGCCAAAGGCUUCCAGAGUAUCUGAAAAAAUAUGUUUUGUUCUCUUGUGUUUAGGGCUGCAACUAAUGAUUAUUUUCUUUAUUGGUUAUCUGCUGGUUAUUUUCUCAACUUAUUGUUGUCCCACAGCUCAAAGUGAUGUAUUCAAAUUGCUUGUUUUAUUCGACCAGCUGCUUAAAAAUAUGUUGACUUUGUCUGAACAGUGCUCUACAGAAAACAUACAUGUACAGUUAAAGCUAUGUUGGAUACUGCAGGCUACAGUGUCAGCAGGUCUCCCAAAUAUUUCAGAGUAGCACUUCCUCCAACAUCACAAAGUAGCAAGCUACCUACAACGUUGUAGGAUGUUUUAGCCUACUUUACCACGUACUUUCACCUAAUACGGUUAUAUUGUGGGGGGUUUUGUAGUAACUAACAUAUAUUUUCAGAUGCCCUUGAAGUACUGGACAGUAUCUCAGAAAUACAGAAUUGUAGUAUGAAUAUAAAUUCUUCUCAAGACUUGUACAACAAAAACAGUCAUGUUGUAAUCUAGAAGAGUCAGUUUUGUUUGUUUGUUUGUUUGUUUGUUUGUUUGUUUGUUUUAAGGCGCAUCAAGCACAAGUGGAUGUCGCUGUAUUUCUGUAAUGAGAAUUUGACCACUGUGUCCAUUGUGUAAUGGCUGGUUAUCAUUAUCACUGUGAUGCUGGAGAGAGGGAAACACACUGAUGUCCGACAGAAGGUGUGUCGGAUGAAGGGACAUCAUGCAGAUAUCGUCGUAUUUUUGCCUUCACGCGGGGUUUUACUGAGCGAGCAUGCAGUCUUUAACACCACCCUGCUUUUUGUUUAUGCAGUGACACGAUUCCAUAUUGAGGUGAAGCCUGGUGUAACUGCAGCUUUCUAUUAUUGGCUCUGCUGUUACCGUUAGGAGGUUAAGUGCCUUGCUCAAGGGCACCACGGCAGUACCUGUUGAAGAAGAUUAAAGUAUUUUCCAGGUUUUUCCCCAACCAAUAAGCAGCAAAGCCCACUUCCUUAUGUUUCAUGUUACAUGAUUAACUUCCUUUUUUUCAUUUGAGGAACCAUUUGAUAAUCAUUUGAUACUGCUUAAAACAUUUUGUUUUCCCCUCGCUACCCCCAGACAUUUACUUUGCCUCCACAUGAUUAUGUAAGAGGAUGUAGCUACGCUUGUUUCUGAAUAAAGCCUUCUUGCACAUGACCAUCUUUGUAAAGACAAAAUGGGUAAAAUAAAUGCUUUUCAGCGCUUCAGUGGAACUGAUGCUGUGUAAUCUUGAGUUAUAUAAUUCAGUAGCGGUUGUGAUAAGAUCACUGUUCUGAUCACUGAUUACUUUACUCUAAAUGUGAAUAAAACUUUCAGCGUGGGUUAA
Molecule: messenger RNA, 3937 nt
Organism: Scatophagus argus
Lineage: Eukaryota; Metazoa; Chordata; Actinopteri; Scatophagidae
Gene: cacng7b
Product: calcium channel, voltage-dependent, gamma subunit 7b
Exons: 6
Coding region: 110-1135 (341 amino acids)
Biological process (GO): calcium ion transport; postsynaptic neurotransmitter receptor diffusion trapping; neurotransmitter receptor transport, postsynaptic endosome to lysosome
Cellular component (GO): postsynaptic density membrane; AMPA glutamate receptor complex
Molecular function (GO): voltage-gated calcium channel activity; channel regulator activity
Source: RefSeq, a predicted model, not a curated record